AUGGCGAGGAUCAAGGUCCACGAGCUAAGAAACAAGACAAAGGCAGAGCUUUUGGGUCAACUGAAGGAUCUGAAGGCAGAACUUGCCCUCCUCCGAGUCGCCAAUGUCACCGGCAGAGCCCUCCAACAAGCUCUCCAAAAUGAAGGUGGUGAGUUGAGGCUUUCAAUAGCACAGGUGUUGACAGUGAUUUCCCAGAAGCAAAAAGCUGCUCUAAGAUAA
Messenger RNA from Prunus armeniaca (apricot), 219 nucleotides. The record is from the annotation of a GenBank genome assembly. NCBI's taxonomy places the organism in Eukaryota, Viridiplantae, Streptophyta, Magnoliopsida, Rosales, Rosaceae.